AUGGGUAACGAUGGAGGCAGCAUCCCGACGCGACGUGAAUUGGUCAAAGAGGCUGCUCGAAAUCCCACGUCGACCGAGUUGAAAGACAAGCAGAAGGAACAUCUUGCCCACCGCUGGUCCACAUGCCCUGUAUCUCACAAACCACUGACGAAACCCGUUGUCUCCGACUAUGCCGGAGACCUGUACAAUAAAGAUGCCAUUAUUCAGUUUCUCUUACCGGCCGAAGUGAGCUCGGUUGACAAGGACGAAUACGAGAAAUUUAUCCAAGGACGUAUCAAGUCGCUCAAGGAUGUCGUCGAAGUGUUAUUUGAGGAAGAGCAGGACGAGAAGACAAAGAGCACCCGAUGGAUUUGCCCUAUUACCCAGAAAGAACUGGGGCCCAGUGUGAAAGCAGUCCACCUCGUUCCCUGUGGCCACGCUUUCUCGCAGGAAGCCAUUAACGAAAUGAAGAGCGACGGCAAAUGCGUGCAAUGCGGAGUCGCUUAUGAUCCACGUGAUGUUGUUCCCAUACUUCCAAGCACCGAAAAAGACAAGGCUUUUGUGAUUGAACGGAUAAAUAUUUUGAAGUCACUGGGCUUGACACACUCAUUGAAGAAAGCCAGCGGUGGUAAGAAGCGCAAGGCAAAUGGUGACACCAAGGUGGAAGCCGAGGGCGGAACGCGGGCGGAAGGGAACGACGACCCUGUCAAUGGAGAGAGCAAACCCAAGCCGGCUGAUGUUCCUCGGUCCUCCACGCCACAGUCUGGCACAUCCACCCCACAAGGAAUCAAGAACGCUGCAACUGCCAGCUUAACCGCUCGGGUGCUUGAAGAAGAAGCCGCACGGAAAAAGCGACGGCAACAGAAUGAUAACAUCAGUUCCUUGUAUACCAAGAAAUCAGAUGACAGCACGAGAAGAAAUGGCGAUUUCAUGACUAGAGGCUUCUCCAUUCCUGCCAAUGCACGACAUAAAUGA
This is a messenger RNA of Exophiala dermatitidis NIH/UT8656, 954 nucleotides long. RefSeq lists its product as uncharacterized. The record is from RefSeq and is a predicted model, not a curated record. Bases 1 to 954 code for a protein of 317 amino acids. Lineage: Eukaryota; Fungi; Ascomycota; Eurotiomycetes; Chaetothyriales; Herpotrichiellaceae. Gene Ontology annotation, biological process: site-specific DNA replication termination at RTS1 barrier; mitotic DNA replication termination. Gene Ontology annotation, cellular component: nucleus. The transcript is spliced from 2 exons.